GCUUCACUUUACUGCCUCACAACAUUCAGAAAUGAUUUACCCUUCAACAGUGAAGUGUAAAUUCAGAGAAUGUGUAAUCCACAUACAUGGAGUACAUUGAACUCACCUUUCAGGUCCAAGAUCAGUAGACAACAUAUUUUUUAUUCCUUGUAUUCCCUGCUGAUAUCAUUUUAUGACACUGUGUUUUUGUCUAAACUAUUACAUAAUGAUAUUGAUACUUAUUACAUGCUCAUAUUUAUGUAACUUUUAAAAGUAGUAGUACUCAGUGAAUGUUCUACAUAGUGCUAGUGUCCUACAGCCCAGCCGUGCUGUCCAGCACCUGUUAAUGUCAGGCGGCUAUGAAGAAGCACGCUCCCAUCCCAUAAAGGGUAUUUAUGUAACUGUUAAAGACGGUCCUGUUUGACUCUGCUCUCACACUGCACACUGAGCAUGCAUUUUAUAAGUUCAAGUCAGAUAGUGUUUCUCUAUAAUGACAACUGUCAGAGGGGGAUACACAGAGAUCCUGAUGUUAUCGGUCUUUCACAGUGGAACAACUUGACACAUACACAAGGAAAGCUUCUUCUCAUGCUCAUAUUGUGUAAGGCUUCUCAGCUGUCAGUGCUUCAUGAGAAGAAACAAACAACUUGUGAGGUCAUAUGUUACUAUUUACUGUGUGUGUGUGUGUGUGUGUGUGUGUGUGUGUGUGUGUGUGUGUGUGUGUGUCAGGUACACUGAGUGUGUUGCUGUCCUUUGCCUUCAUCUUCAACCAGUGUCUGGGCUGUGACUCCCUCACCCCCCAGUGGGCCAGUUUGACCUACUUCAUCCCGUUUAUCAUCGUCUUUCAGUUUGGCUGGGCCGCCACCCAGAUCUCCCACCUGUCUCUAAUUCCAGAGCUGGUCACCUGUGAGCAUGCUAAAGUAGAACUCACUGCAUACAGGUAUGCAUUCACAGUGAUAGCCAACAUCGCGGUGUAUGCAGUGGCUUACCUGCUGUUCCACAUGCAGGCCGGGGGGGAUGAAGACCCUCUCAGUGAUGUGCUUGGACCAGUAGAUAUCCCCGUCUUCAGGAAUCUGGCGCUGAUAGUGCUGGGUAUCGGGGCUCUCUUCUCCCUCUUCUUCCACCUGGGAAUCACAGAGAGGAAGCUGGGAGCAGGAGGGGAGGCUGGAGAAGAGGAAGGGAGGAAGAGAAUGGAGGAGGAGGAGGAGGAGGAGGAGGAGCGGAGGCCACUGCUUCCCCACACCUCCUCGUCUCUUCUGCAGUGGAAGUGUUGGCUGCAGCAGCCUUCUUUUUACCAGGUGGCCUUACUCUACAUGUCUACCAGGUUAAUCGUAAAUCUGUCUCAGACAUACAUCUCAAUGUAUCUCAUCAACACUCUGGGGCUGCCCAAGAAGUUCAUCGCAACAAUCCCAUUAGUGAUGUUCCUGAGUGGCUUCCUGUCCUCCUUCAUCAUGAAGCCCGUCAGUAAACUCAUUGGAAAAUGUCUCACCUACUUCGUGGGCCUGCUGCUGAUUAUGGCCUUCUCCUACUGGGUGCUGUUGGAAGGCAGGAUGGGUCAGCAGAUUUACGGGGCCGCUGUGCUGCUGGGGGUGGGGUCAGCCACCAUCCUGGUCAUAUCGCUCUCCAUGACCGCUGAGCUCAUCGGCGGUCAGACGCAAAGUGGAGCAUUUGUGUAUGGAGCCAUGAGUUUCACUGAUAAGGUGGCUAAUGGGUUGGCUGUGAUGGUCAUCCAGGCUUUGCAUCCUUGCCAUACUGUGGUGUGCUGUCCCGCCUGUGUGUGGUUUUAUCAUUACAUCAUGGUCAUAGUAACGGGAGGCGUGGCUGUCGUCGCAGCUUUGGCGCUCUGCUCCAUCCUCAUCUGGCCAAUCAGGAUCAGACCACGUGAGUCACACUUCAUCUAUCUAUCUAUCUAUCUAUCUAUCUCAACAAAAUGA
Molecule: messenger RNA, 1910 nt
Organism: Cottoperca gobio
Lineage: Eukaryota; Metazoa; Chordata; Actinopteri; Perciformes; Bovichtidae
Product: major facilitator superfamily domain-containing protein 12-like
Exons: 9
Coding region: 636-1910 (424 amino acids)
Biological process (GO): pigment metabolic process involved in pigmentation; carbohydrate transport; regulation of melanin biosynthetic process
Cellular component (GO): plasma membrane
Molecular function (GO): symporter activity
Source: RefSeq, a predicted model, not a curated record